AAACGAAUCACUGUUACGACGAAAAUUGUUAAAAAGAUAAAUAAAGAGCUGAGAAUCCAAUAUAUAAUACCCUUCAGCACGUCCUCUUGUCUCGCUCAUUAAUCUCUUUCUUAAUCUUUUUUUCUUUCUCUUUCUCUCUUUUUCAUCUUUUGUAUCCAUGGAGCUCGAAGUUUCCUGGUUCUUGCAGUUUCUUUACGCUUUCUUUUCCCUUCUUUUAUCAUCUUUCAUCGUCUUGUCCCUGUUUUCACUCUUAGUCCAUCAGUUGAUGAGACUGAAGCUCUGGUGCAACUGCGAAAUCUGCCAUACUUAUCUCACGUCCAGUUGGUCCAAUCAAUUCGAUAACCUUUGCGAUUGGUAUGCUCACCUCCUUAGAAACUCACCAGGAAAAACCAUCCACAUACACGUUCUGGGAAACACCAUCACAGCUAACCCAGACAACGUCGAAUACAUGCUCAAAACGAGAUUUGAGAAUUUUCCGAAAGGGAAACCUUUCUCUGCGAUCUUAGGAGAUUUUCUCGGUCAAGGUAUUUUCAACGUGGACGGAGAGCUGUGGAAAUUUCAGAGGAAGAUGGCGAGCCUAGAGCUCGAUAGGUAUUCCAUAAGAUCAUUUGCGUUCGAGAUAGUGAAUUACGAGAUUGAAAGCAGGCUGAUCCCGCUUUUAUCUUCGGUUUCAGGGAAAAAAGACGGAGUUUUGGAUUUCCAAGACGUGUUUAGAAGGUUCUCGUUCGACAGCAUAUGCAGAUUCUCUUUCGGUUUGGACCCGAGGUGCUUAGAGAUUUCUCUUCCGCUGUCGGAAUUCGCCAAGUCGUUCGACUUGGCGUCGAAACUGUCGGCGGAGAGAGCCAUGACGGCUUCGCCGUUGGUUUGGAAGAUCAAGAGGAUGUUGAAUUUGGGGAGCGAGAAGCAACUGAAAGAAGCCAUCGACGUCAUCAACGCAUUGGCCAAGGAAGUCAUAAGGCAGAAAAAGACCAAAAUGGGAAUUUCAUCUCAUUACAAUGACCUUUUGUCCCGGUUCAUGCGGACCGUGAACGACGAUAAAUAUUUGAGAGAUAUCAUUAUAAGCUUUCUCUUAGCCGGGCGUGACACCGUGGCAUCCAGCUUGACCAGCUUCUUUUGGCUGAUUGCCAACCAUCCGGAGGUUGAGUUGGCAAUUCGGGUCGAAGCCGACCGGGUCAUCGGACCCGAUCGGAGGCUCACGAGCUUUGAGCAAAUGACAGAGCUUCAUUAUUUACAAGCCGCAAUUUAUGAAAGUAUGAGACUCUACCCUCCUAUACAGUUCGAUUCUAAGUUCUGUUUGGAAGACGAUGUUUUACCGGAUGGGAGUUUUGUUAAAAGAGGGACUAGGGUUACUUACCAUCCGUAUGCGAUGGGUCGGAUCGAGGAAAUUUGGGGAUCCGACUGUUUGGAAUUCAAGCCGGAAAGGUGGUUCAGGAACGGUGUGUUUGUGGCUGAGAAUCCAUUCAAGUACCCGGUUUUUCAAGCCGGGCUUAGGGUGUGUUUGGGAAAAGAAAUGGCUAUGGUGGAGCUGAAAAGUGUUGCUCUUUCACUGCUGAGACGUUUCCACAUCCAGCUAGUGACUCCACGUCACACGCCGCGUUUCUCUCCUGGACUCACUGCCACUUUCCGUGGUGGGCUUCCGGUUUUGGUGAGAGAAAGGGAAAGUCCAUCAUCAUUGUAAUUGAUUUUGCACUCUCUCUCUCUCUCUCUCUCUCUGUGUAGCUUAUUCGGUCAUAUAUUCUGGUGUAUAUGGCAUCAUGGGACAUAGCUGUGGACUACCAAUGAAAUUGCAGGGGUUGGAGUGCAGUGGGUGGUUUCCAAGGAAAGUGACAUGGCCUACAUUUUUUGCUUGCCAUGAAUUUGUACCAUAUAUACAUUAACCAAUGUCUCGUUGGCGUCGGUAGGGAAUGGACCUUUUAUCUUGGUGUACAAAAAUUGAUGGUCAUGUGGCUGGUUUCCUUUGAAUACUGUUCAAUUGGAUAUUUCUUUUCCAAGAUAUAUAUAUAUAUAUAUAUAUAUAAAGCUCCUGCCAAGAAUUAAGGGCUUGCACUUGAUAGAUGGAAAAUUUGUAGGAAGAUGCAGUUAUGUGAUGAUUAAUAUGUAUAUGUAUAGAUUGGCUGUACUUAAUUAUAUGUAUGUGAUUCGAUUGUAUUGAUUAAAGGUAUUUUUACUUAAUUUCUGCAUUUUCUUUGUUAUUAAUGAAACCCUAGCUACAAAGUUUUGCUCAGCAAAAU
Messenger RNA from Ziziphus jujuba (common jujube), 2231 nucleotides. RefSeq names its product cytochrome P450 94C1. NCBI's taxonomy places the organism in Eukaryota, Viridiplantae, Streptophyta, Magnoliopsida, Rosales, Rhamnaceae. The record is from RefSeq and is a predicted model, not a curated record. The transcript has a single exon. Bases 158 to 1678 code for a protein of 506 amino acids. Gene Ontology annotation, molecular function: oxidoreductase activity, acting on paired donors, with incorporation or reduction of molecular oxygen; monooxygenase activity; iron ion binding.